AUGAUUUAUUCAACUGGUGCUUUGCCAGAGGGUGUGGGUGUUGAUGAUUUUAAUAACGACACCCAAUUGGAUAUUGUCGUUGCUAAUUAUGGUGAUAACAGUGUAAGUAUCCUUCUCGGAUAUGGCAAUGGCUCUUUUGCAAACCAGAUGAAGUAUUCAGCUGGUUCUGGCCCAAGUGCUGUAGCUAUUGAUGAUUUUAACAACGACAACAAACUAGACAUUGUCGUUACUAACUGGAAAGCUAACACUAUGAGUAUUUUGCUUGGAUAUGGUAAUGGUGUUUUUGAAAAACCAAUGAUAUAUUCCACUGGUUCUAGUCCUUCAUCUGUAGCUGUUGGCGAUUUUAAUAUGGACACCCAAUUGGAUAUCGUUGUUGCUAAUCUUAAUGAGAAAAGUGUUAGUGUAUAUCUCGGAUAUCCAAAAGAAGGUUUCUUAAACCAAAUGAGACUUAUAAGUAGCAAUGGAUCUCGCCCCAAGUCGUUCGCUAUUGGCGAUUUUAACAAGGACGGUCAAAUGGAUAUUGCAGUGGCGAAUUCAGGCACGAACAAUAUUGGUAUUUUUCUGAGAUAUGACAAUGGUUCUUUCGCAAAUCAAAUAACAUAUUCAACUGAUUCUUCACCAUGGUCAAUAGCUAUUGGGGAUUUCAACAACGAUGUGAUACUUGAUAUCGUUGUUGCGAAUCGUGAUAGUGACAAUGUUGGUGUAUUUCUGGGAUAUAGUAAUGGAUCUUUUUCAGGUCAAAAGAUGUUUACGACUGGUUUUAACUCUCAACCGAACAUGAUUGCUGUUGGCGAUUUCAACAACGACACUUUGCUGGAUAUAAUUGUUGCGAAUUAUGGUACAAACAACAUAGGUGUAUUGCUCGGUUAUGGAAAUGGCUCCUUUGCCAAUGUCAAGCUUUUUCGGUCUAGUUAUGGAUCCCAUCCAUUCUCAAUUUCUGUUGGUGAUUUAGACAGUGAUGGAAAGUUGGAUUUCGUUGUUGCUAACGAAGGUGCUGAGAAUUUAAAUACUUUUUUACAAACUUGUUAA
This is a messenger RNA of Rotaria sp. Silwood1, 1029 nucleotides long. NCBI's taxonomy places the organism in Eukaryota, Metazoa, Rotifera, Eurotatoria, Philodinida, Philodinidae. The record is from the annotation of a GenBank genome assembly.